This is a messenger RNA of Zootermopsis nevadensis, 2706 nucleotides long. It is a transcript of the gene Vps51, whose product is annotated as vacuolar protein sorting 51. Gene Ontology annotation, biological process: lysosomal transport; Golgi vesicle transport; Golgi organization. Gene Ontology annotation, cellular component: membrane; EARP complex; GARP complex. Lineage: Eukaryota; Metazoa; Arthropoda; Insecta; Blattodea; Termopsidae. The record is from RefSeq and is a predicted model, not a curated record.
UAUCUAUGGUACAGGAAGAGGAAAUUAAUGUGUUUGGUGCUGUAGGAAACUGGUGUAAAAUUAGCAGUUUCGAGUAAUAAUUUACGUAGAGUAUGUAGAUGUAUUGUAAUGGGAUUUAAAGUACGAUUUAGCAACAGCACAACCUAACAUUACGUGGUAUUAAUUUAUUGUAUGCGAUACAAUUGCAAUACUGUGGGUUAUAUACACACAGUUGAUGGAUUAACAAGCAGUGUAUAUAAAUUUGUUUCAAGAAAAUGGGUGAAUCGACAUCGAGUCCGUAUGACAUUAAUGGCCAACAUUUUAAUCCUGAUAUGUAUUUACAUAAGCUACUGAAGGAUUGCUCACUAGAGCAAGUCAUGGAUCAACAAGGAGAGAUUAUACGAGAUACACAAGCACUCCACUCAGACAUGCAGACUCUCGUAUAUGAGAAUUAUAACAAAUUUAUCUCAGCCACAGACACCAUAAGGAAGAUGAAAAGUGAUUUCAAGAAAAUGGAAGAUGAGAUGGACCUCCUUGCAGCAAAUAUGGAAUCGAUUACAUCAUUCUCUGAACAGAUAUCAUGCACCUUACAGGACACAAGGCAGCAAAUUACUAAGCUGUCAGGUGUGCAUUCAUUGCUUAAACGUCUGCAGUUCCUUUUCAAGUUACCAGGAAAGUUGAAGGUGACUCUUCAGGAAGGGCAUUAUUCUCAGGCAGUCCAGGAUUACAUCCAUGCUCAGAGAGUCUUACACCAGUAUGGCAAUAUGGCAUCUUUUCAAGGCAUUCAGAGUGACUGUGAAACCAUUGUUGAGGAACUGAAACAAAAAUUGCGAGAUCAAUUCAAAAGCAAGGAGGCUUCAGCUAAAGAACUAGCUGAGUCAGUUGAUUUGCUGCUUCAGCUGCAAGAACCAGCAGAUUCGUUAUGUGCAGAGUUCCUGGCACAUGCAGAGACUCAUCUCUGUGAACAGCUGACACUCCUGGAGGGAUUGCAAGACCAGGAUAUUAUUGAAUUUGUAGACAUUGGAAGUUCAGGAUUUCUAAGUGACCUCUGCCUGGUUGUGGCAUCGUACAAUGACAUGUUCAUCAAUAGACCACACUUGCAUGAUAUUCAGCAAUGUGAUGAGUUGGAUUCUGUGGCAUUAUCACAACUGGGAAAUUUUGUACUGCGCAAUAUGCAGCAUUAUUUCAAUCUGGUGGGAAAGCGAGUGGAGCGUGAACAAGAAGGUGGAGCAGGGGACACGUUGGUGCUGGUACGAGCGCUCGAUCGCUUCCACCGCAGACUUCAAGCUAUGAACACGUUGUUUUCUGACACAGAUUUUGCUAGGACUGGAACAGAGAUUGUGUUACGUGCUGGAUGCCGGCAAUGCCACUUCCACCUUCAGACUCUGAAGGCCCAUUUUACUGAUACAUUGACUCAAGUGAGGCAUAGCCUGGCUGCUCCUAAGCUCAUCAGCCAAGAUGGAGAUAGUUCCUCUGGACUGUCAGAGUUGCUCACAUCUCUUGUAUUAGCCACUGUUGAGAAAGUCAAAGGUGUUCUACAAGAUCUCUUGAGUUUCUGCCAUCCAGAUUUAACAUUUGGUUUGAAACCGCUUUUCCGCGAAGUAUUCUGUGUAGAUAAUGUCCGCGAAGAUCUGGUGGUUGGCUUUCUGCAUUAUCUGACAGCAACAGCACGAGGAUUCUGUGAUUCUGGUGAUUCCAAGUCUCCCCCAGCUUUACUGCUUCUACUUUCAAAAAUGUGUCUGGAAUUUGAGACUUCUAGUGUACACUAUUUGUUAAGUCAAACUGAUGAGUGGUUUAACAUUGACGAUCGUCAUGGAUCUGGAAUCCUCACCAGUGAUGUAGAAAUUUGCACCAGCAUGAGAGCUGCAGCACAGGGGUUACUGAACCAUUAUGUGAGGAUGCAGGGACUUGGUGUAUCCCAGAUGUUGAGGAAAUCAGUUGAAACACGUGAUUGGUUGCACACAAUUGAGCCACGCACAGUGCGGGCUGUCAUGAAGCGUGUUGUUGAGGAUAUUGCUGCUGUUGAUAGUCAGGUUGGUGCUUUAUAUGAGGAGGGACAGCGAGCAGAGAGAAGUUCAGAUUCCAGCAGACGAACUCACAGUGCCAGUGUGUCCCGUCAUAUAUAUCGUUCCAACUGGUCAUCUUAUGCUCCCAGCCAACUGGACUCCAGCCUGGUGACAAAUAUCCAAAAGCUGUUUUCUGAACGCAUUGAGAUUUUUUCAUCAGUUGAGUUCUCUAAAGUUUCCAUCCUCACUGGCAUCAUCAAGAUCAGUCUUAAGACUUUUCUUGAGUGUGUUCGAUUACGUACAUUCAGCCGGUACGGUCUGCAGCAAAUUCAAGUUGACACCCAUUAUUUGCAGCUGUAUCUGUGGAGAUUUGUUGCUGAUGAAAAUCUGGUUCACUUUCUACUGGAUGAAAUCCUUGGCAGUGCUGUACAUCGGUGUUUAGAUCCAGUACUGAUGGAACCCAGUGUUGUUGAGAUCAUCUGUGAGCGAGGCUGAGGAUUUUACUCUCAUCAAAAGCAAGAUGGGUUCACAUUUGUUUUCAAGGUCCUUGAAAUGUGUUAAAAUAAUCAGAUCCAUCAUUUAACUUAAAGCAUUUGAUGUACAGAAAUGUUUAGCUGUCUUGCACUGUUGAGGAUUUAAUCCCCUUCCAACCCCGCUGAGACAGACUGGAAUGUAAUUAUCCAUCAUUUCACAAAAAUAUAUGCUGUUGUUACUUAAAUUA